Molecule: messenger RNA, 639 nt
Organism: Spodoptera littoralis (African cotton leafworm)
Lineage: Eukaryota; Metazoa; Arthropoda; Insecta; Lepidoptera; Noctuidae
Source: the annotation of a GenBank genome assembly
AUGGAAGGACAAUUAAUUUGUUUUCUGUGUAAGAAAAGUGAUGGAAAAAUAAUAUUGUUUUCUGAAGGAACAUUAAAAAAAUGUCAAACUAUUUUAAAGGCGAGGAAAAUACAUAACCUCCAACAUAACAGCGUUAUUUUACCAAAUGAAUAUACAGACGGUGGUUAUCACCGCGAAUGUUAUAAAAUAUUCACAGGACUGCAUAGCCAAUAUUAUUCUUUAGAACCGAUAAUUUCAAAAAUAAAAAAAAGUGUUAAGAAUCAAACAACUAGUGUAAUUACAGACGACUCAUCUGCUACCACGCCAUUGACACUUGAAUUAACAACAAAGUCAAUACCCGAACCUUCAACAACAUCAGACCAUAGUUCAUCUUCUCAAUCAACGGAACCACAACCUUCAACUUCUCAAGAACAGUCUCAUUCACCACCUUCAUUCACAGAAUCUUUCUCAAUAUCACAACCAACCUUUGAUUUUGAAUCAGGAGCAUCACAAUCUACAUCUUAUCCAGAAAAUCCGGAUGUUUCAGCAUCACAUGUAAGUGAACAUGAUGAUGCAAGUCAGGGUAUAAAUAUACAGUUGAUGCGCAGUAAAACGUCGCAAGGGACCGAACGCGCUAUUUCACUUGCACCCGCUGACUAA